CAACUCAAACGGACAAACCCCUCGAAACCCUCUCAUAUUCAUCCCCGCCCGCCGCCGCCUCCACCCCCUCCUCGCCGAAACCCUAACCCUACUCGCCGCGGCCGCCCUCCCCCCCGGCGACGCCGCCAUGUCGAACCCAAAGGGCUCCAAGAUGCUCCAGUUCGUCAACUACCGCAUGCGAGUGACGAUCCAGGACGGCCGCCAGCUUGUGGGCAAGUUCAUGGCGUUCGACCGCCACAUGAACCUCGUCCUCGGCGACUGCGAGGAGUUCCGCCGCCUCCCGCCCUCCAAAUCCUCCAAGACCACCGGCGACCGCGAGGAGCGCCGCACGCUCGGGCUCCUCCUCCUCCGCGGCGAGGAGGUCGUCUCCAUGACCGUCGAGGGCCCGCCGCCGCCCGACGAGUCGCGCGCCAAGGCCGCGGCGGCUGGGGGUGCCCUCGCCGGCUCGGGUGUCGGCCGCGCCGCUGGGCGCGGUGUUCCCACCGGCCCGCUCCUCCAGGCCGCUCCGGGCCUCGCCGGCCCUGUUCGGGGCGUGGGUGGACCCGCCCCUGGCAUGAUGCAGCCCCAGAUCUCGCGGCCGCCGAUGCCCAAUCUGUCGGCGCCGCCGGUGGCGUACCCGCAGGUUGUGCGCCCGCCGCAGGGGAUGCCUCCUCCGCAUAUGCGACCUGGAAUGCCGCCGCAGAUGCCGAUGCCGUUCCAACGUCCGCCUGGGGCGCCGCCUGCGCCAUUCCCUGGGGCACCCCCACAACAGUUCAUGAGGGGACCCCCGCCGAUGGGGCCGCCACAGAUCAGGCCCGGGAUGCCGGGUCCUCCACCCCCUGGAAUGAGGCCUGGGAUGCCUCCGCCGCCGUACGGACAGCCGAGGCCAGGGAUGCCGCCCCCGCCACCUGGCCCGCAGCAGCCUGGACAGAACCCGCCGCAGUAGCCUCUUACCUGGAUAAGCUUCUUGGGGACGCACAAUGGAAGAUUUCACGAGAAAGGAUCGUAAUUGCACCUAUGGAAGACCUGUGGAAUUCCACAAAUGCUUCGUCAUUUCUGUCUCAUAUCCAGCAGUAGUUUCGUUUCGGUAUUGUGAGAUGAGAGAAGAGAACCUUGUCAGUGUGUACCAAUCAUCCUUUUGAUGUGAUUUGUGAGAGGGGACUUUUGUUCUGAUGCAAUGUACGUAAAGUGGCCAGGGCCUGUUUUAACUGUUUGGAUGUUAAGUUAGGAAAUAUGGAUAGCUUGUUUCAUUAUGUCUGAAGUCUGGAUAAUUGACUUGCUUGUCACUGAUUCAAGUUGCCUAAGCCAAUGUUUCUCUCGAA
Molecule: messenger RNA, 1301 nt
Organism: Panicum virgatum (switchgrass)
Lineage: Eukaryota; Viridiplantae; Streptophyta; Magnoliopsida; Poales; Poaceae
Product: small nuclear ribonucleoprotein-associated proteins B and B'-like
Exons: 2
Coding region: 128-925 (265 amino acids)
Biological process (GO): mRNA splicing, via spliceosome
Cellular component (GO): U4/U6 x U5 tri-snRNP complex; catalytic step 2 spliceosome; U4 snRNP
Molecular function (GO): RNA binding
Source: RefSeq, a predicted model, not a curated record